Hordeum vulgare subsp. vulgare (domesticated barley) is the source of this 1440-nucleotide messenger RNA. RefSeq names its product vegetative cell wall protein gp1-like. The record is from RefSeq and is a predicted model, not a curated record. The transcript is spliced from 3 exons. Lineage: Eukaryota; Viridiplantae; Streptophyta; Magnoliopsida; Poales; Poaceae. Bases 60 to 1007 code for a protein of 315 amino acids.
UCAACUUGUCCCUGUCAAGCCUCCCAAGGGCAUAGUAGCUAGCACCGAUCAAGAGAAAGAUGGCGCUUGCUCCCCGGUUGUCUCUGCGCUCCCUGUUGCUGCUCAUGUCCCGCGGGAAGCCACAGCCACAGGCGUUCUGCGCUUUCUUCUCCUCCUCCGUCACGGCCACAGGCGUUCUGCCGGCAGCUCCAGGAGCUGAUACCCCUCCCGCUGCUCCGGCCGUUCAGCCUCCGGUCACCACAGCUGGGGGUCCACGUACAUAUCGGGAAGAGACUGCUCUUCAGCCACUUCAUGGGGGUCCACGUCCACCUCGAGCCGUUAGAGAUAUAACUCACACUCACAAGCUUUGUCUGAACGCCCAUCAAGAUCUUAGCGCAUACCAAACUCCUGAUCAUGGUUCAUCCAGCACACUUGAACCUGUACCUGUCAAGCCUCCCAACGGCAUCUCCGAAGAUCCUGGACACCCGGUUCUUGAUCCAGGAAUUAGGACGCCUAGCGUUGUAACCAAUGGUUCAUAUAGCACACCUGAACCUGUACCUGUCAAGCCUCCCAAGGGCAUCUUGGAAGAUCCUAAACACCCGGUUCCUGAUCCAGGAAUUAGGACGCGUAGCGCUGCAAUCAAUGGUUCAUGUAGCACACCUGAACCUGUACCUGUCAAGCCUUCCAAGGGCAUCUUGGAAGAUCCUAGACACCCGGUUCCUGAUCCAGGAAUUAGGACGCGUAGCGCUGUAACCAAUGGUUCAUGUAGCACACUUGAACCUGUACCUAUCAAGCCUUCCAAAGGCAUCCGCAUCUCCGAAGAUGUUAAACACCCGGUUCUUGAUCCAGGAAUUAGGACGCGUAGGGCUGUAACCAAUGGUUCACGUAGCAAACCUGAACCUGUACCUGUCAAGCCUCCCAAGGGCAUAUCUGAAGAUGUUAAACACCAAGAUCGUGAUCCACCAUGUAGGCCUAAAGCUGUAACCGGCCAGUCUGCACAGUGCUCUCCGGCUGCUCCUGACGUCUAGCCUCCGGUCACCCCAGCUUUGUCAGAUUCAUCCAAGCCAGAACGUCCUUGUUCAUCAAGGGUUUGUUCUUCAUCCACUUCCGGGGGGUCUACCUUGUUAGAGACUUAAUCUCGUUGCACCUGUUAACUUUUACUUAGCUUAUGUUUCACAAGAAUAAGUUGUCCACGUAGCGUGAGGUUGUUCACGUCUUGUCCAGGUUUCGUUAUGGCGUGUAGCUAUAUCACAUCGUAGAAGGCCGUGGUGACCGCGUCGUGGGAUGGCACGAUCAAACGCAAGCAUGAUGGCAUAGUUGGGUCAAUGGAUUGAGUGGCAUUGGGAUGGCAAUGCCGUCGCCCAUGUUCCGAUAUAUGCUUUUACUUGUGUAAUUGAAGACUAAAUAGGAAGAGGCAAAAAAAAUGAAAAAAAGUUGCAUCAGUUGCAUGCAAGUGCAAAA